Mauremys mutica (yellowpond turtle) is the source of this 2518-nucleotide messenger RNA. Its product is annotated as zinc finger protein 665-like. The record is from RefSeq and is a predicted model, not a curated record. NCBI's taxonomy places the organism in Eukaryota, Metazoa, Chordata, Testudines, Geoemydidae. The transcript has 3 exons. Bases 21 to 2216 code for a protein of 731 amino acids. Gene Ontology annotation, biological process: regulation of immune system process; negative regulation of transcription by RNA polymerase II; regulation of cytokine production.
GAGCCCUCUACAGGGAUGUCAUGCAGGAGAACUACGAGACAGUGACCUCGCUGGGAUUUCCCAUUCCCAAACCUGAGCUCAUCGCCCAGCUAGAACGCGGGGAAGAGCCUUGGUUGCCUGAUCUCUGGCCCUGCAAGGAAAGAAGGCUUCCGAAAUGCACCCAUACAGGUGCUCAGCGAGGGAGUGAGAAUGAGGAGGGGAAUCAUCAUGAGGAAGGUCCCAGGGAAGUGGAACCGGAGGGGACCUUUGUGGGAAGGGCUGAAGGGAAUUUUUCCCAGUGCUUCGAACCCGAAGAAGCCUGUGGAAAUUGGCACAGGUCAGAGAGGCUUCUGGGAAACCACCCAGGGAAGAACGUGGAUGAAUCUAUUAACAGUGGGGGAGGAGAGGUGGAUGCCAAGGAAGAAACACCCGGGCACUACCUUCAGUGUUUGAAAGGGUUCAUUGUGAGAUCACAGCUUGUGACACAUCAGACAAUCCUUACUGGAGAGAAACCCUUUCAGUGCUUGGACCGUGGGGAAAGCUUCAAUAAGCUCUCAGAUCUUAAUAACCACGGGAGAGGCCACACUGGAGAAAAACCCUCUCAAUCCCUCGAGUGCAGGAAAUGUUGCAUUUCGAAGACACAAAUAAUUAGACAUCAGUCAAGCCACAGUGGGGAGAGACCCCACAAGUGCUUGGACUGUGGGAAAAGUUUCAUAGAGAGGUCAAACCUUUUUAAACAUCAGGCAAUCCACACAGGAGAGAGACCCCACAAGUGCUUGGAGUGUGGGAAAAGUUUCAAAGAGAGAGCAAACCUUAUUAAACAUCAGGCAAUCCACACAGGAAAGAAACCCCACAAAUGCUUGGAGUGUGGCAAAAGUUUCCUACGAAGGUCAGACCUUGUUCAACAUCAGGCAAUACACACAGGAGAGAGACCCCACAAGUGCUUGGAUUGUGGGAAAAGUUUCAUACGAAGGUCAAACCUAGUUUCUCAUCAGGCAUUACACACAGGAGAGAGACCCCACAAGUGCUUGGACUGUGGGAAAAGUUUCAUAAGAAGGUCACACCUAGUUCGUCAUCAGGCAUUACACACAGGAGAGAGACCCUACAAGUGCUUGGACUGUGGGAAAAGUUUCUUACAAAGGUCCAACCUUGUUAAACAUCAGGCAAUCCACACAAGAGAGAGACCCCACAAGUGCUCGGACUGUGGGAAAAGUUUCUUACAAAGAUCACACCUUGUUAAACAUCAGGCAAUCCACACAGGAGAGAGACCCCACAAGUGCUUGGACUGUGGGAAAAGAUUCUUGCAAAGGUCCUACCUCGUUAAGCAUCAGGCAAUGCACACAGGAGAGAGACCCCACAAGUGCUUGGACUGUGGGAAAAGUUUCAUAAGAAGGUCACACCUAGUUCGUCAUCAGGCAUUACAUACAGGAGAGAGACCCCACAAGUGCUUGGACUGUGGGAAAAGUUUCUUAGAAAGGUCCAACCUUGUUAAACAUCAGGCAAUCCACACAAGAGAGAGACCCCACAAGUGCUCGGACUGUGGGAAAAGAUUCUUGCAAAGGUCCAACCUUGUUAAGCAUCAGGCAAUGCACACAGGAGAGAGACCCCACAAGUGCUUGGACUGUGGGAAAAGAUUCUUGCAAAGGUCCAACCUUGUUAAGCAUCAGGCAAUGCACACAGGAGAGAGACCCCACAAGUGCUUGGACUGUGGGAAAAAUUUCUUAAAAAGGUCAAGCUUUGUUUAUCAUCAGGCAAUCCACACAGGAGAGAGACCCCACAAGUGCUUGGAGUGUGGGAAAAGUUUCAUACGAAGGUCACACCUUGUUAAACAUCAGGCAAUCCACACAGGAGAGAGACCUCACAAGUGCUUGGACUGUGGGAAAAGUUUCUUACAAAGGUCAAGCUUUGUUUAUCAUCAGGCAAUCCACACAGGAGAGAGACCCCACAAGUGCUUGGAUUGUGGGAAAAGUUUCAUACGAAGGUCAGACUUUGUUUAUCAUCAGGCAAUCCACACAGGAGAGAGACCCCACAAGUGCUUGGAGUGUGGGAAAAGUUUCAUACGAAGGUCAACCUUUGUUUAUCAUCAGGCAAUCCACACAGGAGAGAGACCCCACAAGUGCUUGGACUGUGGGAAAAGUUUCAUACGAAGGUCACAUCUUAUUCAACAUCAAGCAAUCCACACAGGAGAGACUCCAGAGGUGCUUGGACUGCGGGAAAAGUUUCAUAUAGGGGUCUGACCUUAUUAAACGUGGAAAGAUCCACACAGGAUUUAAGCUUCUGUGACACAUGGCAAGAAAAGAUUACGCAACUUGCAUGUAAUUCACUGAGAUUCAACUUUUAGAGAGAGAUUUUAAGUGUGUCCACCUUAGUAAGCUAGAGUUUAACAUGUAAAUAUGUUUUAUGAAAUACUUGAAUGAAAAGGGCAAGUCAUGUCUGAGUAACUAAUUGCCUUCUAUGAGGAGAUAAGUGGCUCUGUGGAUGAGGGAAAAGCAGUGGAUGUGUUAUUCCUUGACUUUUGAGCUGUAUAAGUAGGGGCAUU